Lasiosphaeria miniovina is the source of this 522-nucleotide messenger RNA. RefSeq lists its product as uncharacterized. The record is from RefSeq and is a predicted model, not a curated record. The transcript has 3 exons. Lineage: Eukaryota; Fungi; Ascomycota; Sordariomycetes; Sordariales; Lasiosphaeriaceae. Bases 112 to 522 code for a protein of 136 amino acids.
AAAUCGUUCAUGGGGAUAUCAAACCAAAAAAUGUCCUAGUCUUCCAAGACAUAUCCGGGGAAUAUCGCGCAAAAGUUAUAGACUUCGGGUACUCCUCACGAUACAUCCGCCAUGAUCAACGACUUCGACUGCCUAGAUCGGAACCAUGGCAUGCGCCAGAAAUACCGCCAUGGAACGACCGCCGCAGAUCCCUCCUUAUCGGGAAUAAAUCCUCCACCACAAGGGAUUGAUGUGGUAGACGUCGAGUCUCCUACACAAGCAGAAGACAGGCUACGCACGAAGAAGGAAAAACUCCAGGCGUAUGCGCAGCAGCUCUUAGCAUCGGACACAACAUUGGAGGGCGAUACGAAGAUGGCUCUAAGAGAAUUCUUCGAUUCAAGCUUGAGUCAAGAUCCUGAUGAUCGGGAACUGAGUCUCUCAACAUUGUUGAGAAGGCUAGAUCCACAAAGAUCGAGACUACAAUUCGAGACUUCUAUCGCAGCGAUUACCGAGUUCGGUCCUACCUUGCUCGCUGUCUCCUAA